This is a messenger RNA of Symbiodinium sp. CCMP2456, 1689 nucleotides long. Lineage: Eukaryota; Dinophyceae; Suessiales; Symbiodiniaceae. The record is from the annotation of a GenBank genome assembly.
AUGAAGCGAAUAACUUCCGACAGGCAUACCAAACCGAAGAGGAACUCGAAGGUUCUCACGUCCGGCCCGCCGGAUUGGAACUGGCCAAGACCGCAGCCGUCGCGGCGAAUGUCGCAGAUGGGACGAGCCUCGGUUUCGGUUCCCUCGGAGCCGGACCGCAGAUUCAAUGUUGUCCCGUUCAGAGCGCUGGUACAGGCCUUUCACAUGGAAGAGAGCGAGGUCGCGAAGCGGAUCUUCCCUUCGCCGCGCGUGUUUGCACAGUUUCAGGCUGUGAAAGAGAUUCUGCUGGCCGGUGAUGCGAAUCGUUUGGUGGCAGAGCUGACUUUCGUGCGCAUCAACGACCUUGCGGCGCCACCAGACAAGAUCGAUGUCUUGCUCUACCUGGAGCCCGUCGUCGCCUUGACGAUCCUGGGGAAUGGAGUCAUGAUCGGCUUCCAAAGUUCAGAUGACUAUCAAAACUGGCCAGGUUGGUUUUGGUUCGAGGUGGGCUUUGCCUUGGUUCUGAUCCUGGAGUGCUGCCUGCGGAAUUUUGUAGGUGGCUGCAGAAACUAUUUCUGCGGCGUGGAGAGGAUAUGGAACUGGUGUGACAUCGGCUUCAUCGGCACCGCCUUGACAGAUAUACUGUUGGAGCUCCUCCGAGUAGACUCCGGGGCAAUGUUCUUCACAACUCUGCUCCGCUUUGUGCGGCUGGUGCGGCUGACGCGGAUAGUUAAGGUCUUCCGUCUCCACUGGAUGAAAGAGCUUCGCUUGAUGCUCAAAGGACUCGUUGGCAGCAUGCAAACAUUGCUGAUGGCGUUCGUCCUGCUGUUCGUGGUGUUAUAUGUCCUUGCCGGGCUGGCGACAUACACACUGGGCCGUGAUGAUGUUCUCGAAGCGAAAGACUACGAGUUGCAUGCCCUUUUCGAGAACUUGCCCGUGUCGAUGUUCACGGCAUUCCGGUGCUUCACUGGGCAGUGCGAGACAAUCGACGGUGCUCCUUUGGCGGCCGUUCUGGGGAAGGAGAUCGGUCUUCCUUUCGUCAUACCCUACAUUUGCAGCUACAUGCUGGUUUCCAUGGGUAUUUUCAACGUGAUCCUGGCGGUCUACGUGGACAUUACCAUGCGGGCCGCCAAGGAGAAUGAAGCCACCACAGCUGAGCAGCAUGCCCGAGAGAGCGUCCGAAUUGCUCGCACAACUCGUGAGCUGUUGAAGCGCUUUGCUGCCGCCAACAAGAUUUUUCGUGACAGGGAGGCGGAGGGUCUUGAGGCCUCGAGCCGACCCAGUGUCAGAAGCCGGUUUGACCUGGACCUGUCUCCCCAGUCCGCCCACUUCACAGACCAGGCGAUGCAAGACGAGAUUGAAAUCACCAAGGAGCUUUUCCUACUGGUGGUCCAAGAUCCCAGUGUCCAGGGACUCAUGGAUGAUUUGGAUUUGCCUGCAGACCGCGCCAAUCUCUUCGAGGUGAUUGAUGCGGACCAGAGUGGAACUCUUCACGUCAGCGAGCUCGUGCAAGGACUGCUCAAAGUGCGCGGCGAUCUCAAGAAGAGUGAUGCUGUCGCCGGGCUGCUGGCAACACAGUCGCUGCAGCAGAUGGUGUCAGACAUGCGAGAGGAGAUGCGGUCCUUCCUCCAGGAUGUAAUUCAAAAGCUGCCUGAUUCGCCGCGGAACACAAUAUGGGAGCGGAAUGGUGUGGAAGGUCACGCGCUUUGA